AUGGUUUUCGAUCUUUACCGCUAUCGCUCUCGAGCACGGAUGCCAUAUCCCACGGUUCUAGGCUCGGGGGAAAUCCGACUCGCCGCUCUUCUGCCAGGGGAAUGGGGAGACGAUAUCAAGUGCGAGAUCUUCCGCGCGUCAUGGCUCACUGAGCCUAAGAUGCCGGAAUACAAGGCACUGUCUUACUCCUGGGGAUUGCAAAGCUUCAGACCACCCACCAUACUCGUCAAUGACUGCCAGUUCAGAGUGACGCCCAAUCUCGAGUGCGCCCUGAGGCAUCUACGACGACCGGACGAGGUGGUGAUCUUGUGGGUUGAUGCACUAGUCUCCCAAAUGCGCGGCAUCUACAGCAGGGCCGCUGAAGUGAUCGUGUUUCUUGGUGAUGGCCUGGAUCCAUUGGCGAACGGCCGAUCAAAGCUGAAAAGUCAAGCUAUCCGUGCGGAGUUCAAGGACGACUUGAUGGAUGAUGAAUGGACAGAACGGUGUCUAUCGAAGUGGAAGACAACAUCCCGGAUGGGAAGAGCCACGCCAUUAGACAUCUUCUGUUUGUUGCGGCUUCUUUCACAAGGCCAGAGCCUGUCUAAUUCGUUGCGCUGCCUGGAAAAGGUCCCGGAGCCCGUCUUAGCCACGAUCUUCGAAGCGCUUCGACAGAUGCUGACCGUACGUUGGUGGAAUCGAAUUUGGGUCGUGCAAGAAGUCGUGACCGCUGCUAAGGUCACUGUCCAAUACGGCCACGUUUCCGCGCCGUGGGAAAUGCUAGUGAAGAUUGGCAAAAAACAAUCGCGCCAGCUAUCACUUGACUACAAGGGUUUAUCCAUCGAACACGAUGUGAAAGUCUUACAACUUCUUUCUCAGGUUGGCGACAUUGAAAAGUUCCGCCAAAUCUGGGCUACGAAGCGACGACCAAGUCUUCUCGAGCUUCUCCGAGACUUCAGCAGCCGUGGGGCCUCGGAUGAUAGAGACAGAAUAUUUGGAUUGCUAGGAUUAUGCGACGUCAGUACGCGGGUCAUUCCGGAUUACUCCUUGACUGUUCGAGACGCAUACAUAAUGGCAGCAAUCGACUCCAUUCGGACUAGCAAGUCUCUCUCGUUGCUAACUGGGGACCUUGGCCGAAAGGCGAGGGAAAACCUGCCUUCUUGGGUCCCGGAUUGGGGUGCUACGUUUGAUGAAUACGACAGGCGGCGAGCGAGGCUUAAUGAUAAAUACUCUGCUAGCGCCGGUGUUCUUAGCAUGAUAUUUCCCGAUAUGUAUCCAUUAGACAAGGAUCAGCAGGAGCGACCAUUAUGGGAAACAUACGAGCAUAAUCCAUCAGGCACGAGGCUUCAAUACUACAUCGCCAGACAGAUGAGAGACUUGAUCGAGACCCUUAAGAACAGUGGGAGCCCACAGGACCUCCUUCCUAGUUGUCUACCCGGCGUUUUGAGUAUAUAUGGGACUUUGGCUGGAUCACGGGGUUGGAUCGACGUCUCCGAUGCAUGCAAACAGCUGACGAUGUUCUGCCACGAGAACGGCGCUCGCGAUAUAGGCAAGAUUUCAGAUGUGGCAGCUAUUACCCACUGCAGUCUUCUGGGAAGUGAUAACCUUUGGAGAAGCGCACUGGAAGCUUCGGAAGAUACCCAAGAAGGCCUAGAAGAGUUGGAAAAGAUCAGAAAGAAGGCGGAGAUGUUGUUGAAGGUGUAUGAGUCGUCGGAGCCGGAGAUAUCGAGGAAUCGUUUUAUCUGGCGGGGGAGACUCAAGGAGGUUCUUGACCACCUGGAAGCUUUGGACGCCGCUCAAAGAGAACGAAAACAGUUGAGCAAUAUUUACAAGGUGCUGGAAGAGCUCAGGGAGGAGAUUAACAGCAACCGAGAGUUGCGGCAGAUCCUACAUCAAUGGGAGAGCCGUCGUAUUGCAAUCGUCUAA
This is a messenger RNA of Scedosporium apiospermum, 1902 nucleotides long. RefSeq lists its product as uncharacterized. Lineage: Eukaryota; Fungi; Ascomycota; Sordariomycetes; Microascales; Microascaceae. Bases 1 to 1902 code for a protein of 633 amino acids. The record is from RefSeq and is a predicted model, not a curated record. The transcript is spliced from 3 exons.